This is a messenger RNA of Malaclemys terrapin pileata, 2586 nucleotides long. It is a transcript of the gene NEURL3, whose product is annotated as neuralized E3 ubiquitin protein ligase 3. NCBI's taxonomy places the organism in Eukaryota, Metazoa, Chordata, Testudines, Emydidae. Bases 217 to 1083 code for a protein of 288 amino acids. The transcript is spliced from 4 exons. The record is from RefSeq and is a predicted model, not a curated record.
AGCACAAACAGUCCGACCAUGUGACAAUGGGAGUGUCAGUUGUUCAUUCGCUGGGGGUGUAACAUGAUCACCACACGGCUCGUAUAAAAAUGAGUCUGGCUGGCAUGGGGGCCGGCACUGCACGGAUGGAGCGCCUGGUCCCUCUUGAGGUGAGAGGACAGAAGCGGACUUUCAGGGCUGCCUGAGACUGUGAAGAGAAGCCUCACCCAGCCUGCAAUGGGGAUCUGUUUAAGCCAGCAGCCAGGCGUGGAGAAUAUUGACGGGGACACUUCCCAGGCCCUCUUCUUCCACCCCGUCACCCAUGGCUCCCAGGUCCUCCUGGAGGAGUUCCACCAUGUGGCUGAGCGGGACAGCAGCUUCCAUGACGGCAUCGUCUUCACCAACCGGCCCAUCCAGCUCCACGAGAAGGUGACGCUGAAGAUCUUGAAGAAGGAGGCCCGUUGGCAUGGGGGACUGAGGGUGGGCUUCACCUCCAUGGACCCCUCCAAGAUGGACCCUGGUCACCUCCCUCCAUUUGUGUGCCCCCACCUGGUCAUGCAGGGGAAGACCUGGGCUGCAGUCCUGCCAGACCAGUGCAUAGAGGAAGGCACCAUCCUCAUGUUCUGGGUGGACCACAGAGGCAGAGUUUUCUUCCGCAGCCAGCAAGAGGCCCGGAAUUUGCCCCUGCUGACCGGCGUCCCCGUGAGAGGCCGUCUCUGGGCCGUCAUUGAUGUCUAUGGACAGACCAAGGCAAUCCAGCUUCUGGAUCCCACAAGGCUCCGUGGAGGCAUCUGUGAUCCCGCCCCAGCCCCCAGGCCGUCGUAUCCUGCCAAGCCUCAUGCGCCGGCGUGCAGAGAUUACAGCUCUCUCCUGGGAGGCGACGUGGAGGAGUGCGUCAUUUGCUGCUCACACGAGGCCAACGCUCUGUUGCAGCCCUGCGGCCACGCCACUCUCUGCCACUGUUGUGCCCAGGAGGUGUUCCACAACAACCAGCCUUGCCCCUUCUGUCGGGAGCAGAUACAGGACAUCGUCCAGGUCAUCCCGGGAGCUCCAGCUCCUGUCACAUGUCUGCCUGUUGGGAACCAACUGUGGCCAGGAGGAUAGAUGGAAGCGGGGGUGGGGGAGUUUCUGCAACCUGCCCUAGUGAAGAGUAGAGCUCCUCCCCCCAGCACAACCCUGCUGCUGGCUCCCAUUGCUGUGGGGGCCUUGGCCAUGUCUUCUCCGCCCCCCUCACUCUCUGCACCUUGCACGGGUGAUGAUUCUCCAAUACUCUCCCUGGCCAGGCUGUUCAUAACACAAGCAAUUCGCCCAGAGCAGGGGAGCCGGGAGCAGCCCCCUUGACGAGGGCCUCAACCCAGAGGAAACAAGGAAGGGAGGCAGGGGCCCACGGGGAAUUUUCAUGGGAGCCAGAAUUAGUGCGCCCAGUUCAUCUCUUGCCCGUGUAAAUAGCACUGCUGCCUGUACUAACGGCAGCCCCAGCAGCAUUCGCCCGUGUCUGGAGAGAGGAGCUCUGGCUAACGCUGAACUAUGUAAAUAGGCUGAAAUGUGUGUAAAUGUAACAGGGUCUCAGUCCCUCCCGGCAGUGUGUAACUAGCUCCGUUGUGCAGCUUGGUGUGUCUCACACACCCGUGCACUCAGCACCUCCCCCAAUGAACUCGGCCUGCCUGCCGGGAGUGUCACAGCCAAGUGGGCGGCUUUCGCUUACCCAGGAAUUUGGGGCCAGGCCAGAUGCUGAGACCACGGGAGUCAAUGGGAGCCUUUCGCUGUGUGCUGAGUGGCUUUCGAUGAAGCCCCGAAUGACGGAGGCUCAGCGAGUGUCACUGAGAUGGGCCUCGUCGGGGCAGACGGAUCCAGGGCCAGACGGGGGCCUCCAGUCCCAGGGACAGCAGCUUUUCUUAACGCAAGGGAAUUCCUCCUGCCAGACCACAGGGACCUGAGCACCCUGGGGGAGUGGAAAAUACCGGGACUUUCCUGCUGCUUUGGGGAGGGGAAUUCCAAUGGAGCCAGCCCGCCCCACACUGGGCACUCAUGUGACCCGCACCCAGGGGGAUGUGGACCUUUUCUUUACAGUCGCCUUGGUGACAAACUGUCACACAAAUGUCACUCAGUUGGGCCUGAUCCUGGGUCCUAUGCCAACCUCUGCCACUGGCCUGCUGGGUGACCUUGAGCAAGUCCCUGCGCCUCACCGUGCCUCAGUUUCCCCAUCCGUAAAACAGGAGUAAGAACCCUUUUGUAAAGUGCUUUGAGAUCUAUGCUUGAGAAGUGCUGUCUGAGAGCUGGGUAUUGUUUACUGUUGGCUUUGGAUCAGGCACCAGCAUUUGGGAUUAAAUGUAAGACAAUAUGUAAAGCCCCUGGGCCAGAGUCUGAUCCCAGUUACACCAGGGUAGAUCCAGAGUGAAGACAACACCCCAUGCACAGCAUGCCCCGACCACUAGGCCUUACCAUCAUGAGCUGGGCGGUGUGUUUCGGUGACUCCUUUGAAAAAUCUCACGCCUUAAUCUUUAAAACCACCCGCAUGCCGAUGGGGAGAGGGGUGUGUCGUUCGCGUCCAUAUGGACACGCUGCCAAAGGCUUGUCCGUUACUGUUAAUAAACUAUAUUUCUUAUG